CAAAGCUCCGCCCUGCUCCCUCGUCUCUUCCGGAUAAGGCCAUAUCAGCACAUUUUAUUUAUUGUGGAAUAAAUAUUUUUAUCUCCUGCUUAUGUUGUACCAUAUUUUAUAACACGGACACCAUUUUACCUUGUAUACCUGCCGGCUGUCAGCUUCAUUCAGCUCUCAGAGACUGCCAUUGAACAAAGUGAGGAAUAUCCAGCUAUGGAGGGGGAGACAGUGGAGACAGCAGAGGAGCAGCUGGCAAAGCAGCACCGCAAGGAAAAGAAAGAUAUGCAAGCUAAGAUCCAGAGCAUGAAAAAUGCAGUCCCCAAAAAUGACAAGAAAAAGAGGAAACAGUUGACGGAGGAGAUAGCCAAACUAGAGGCUGACCUCAGCCAGAAACAUGAGGAGGAAUUUAGGCAACUCAAAUCUACAGCUGACUCAAAGUUGGAUGAGGUGUUAAAUGGAGUGGAGACCAUGAAGAUGGAGGAUGGAGAACAAGAAGAUGUCAAACAGCCACGUGUAACCAAGGCCCAGAAGAGAAGGGACAAGAAGGCUGCCCAGGAGAAGGAGAGGGAGAGCAGGAUAGCAGAGGCCGAGGUGCAAAACCUGCAGGGUGUGCGGCACCAGGAAGGUCUGAUGCUGGCUGAGAAACUCACGCAGCAGCAGCUUCAGAUCAAGGAGAUCUCCUCUGAUGGCCACUGCAUGUACCGUGCUGUUGAAGAUCAGCUGGCACAGCGAUCAAAGCCUGGAUUAAUCAUGAGUGUGAAAGAACUGCGGUCCCGCACUGCUGAGCAUAUGAGAGGCCAUGCCGAUGACUUCCUGCCUUUCCUCACCAAUCCCAACACUGGUGAUAUGUACACAACAGACGAGUUUGAGAAAUACUGCAGCGACGUGGAGCACACAGCAUCUUGGGGUGGACAACUAGAACUGCGAGCUUUGACCCAAGUUCUGCGCUUGCCAAUAGAAGUGAUCCAGGCCAACUCGGCAACUAUAAAAAUUGGGGAGGAAUUUGCUAGUGAACCCAUCACCCUUGUCUAUAUGCGUCAUGCCUAUGGACUGGGAGAACACUAUAAUUCUGUGGAGCGGCUUAAGGACCCAGUCAAUGCAGAGGACAGCUGAGAGACGCCUCCGUCUUGCUGUGACAUAAACCAGUGUGUGUAACACAGCGAGUGUUCAAACCACUCACACCAAGGGCCCCUAAAUACAAAUGUAUUUGGAGGAAGACCCCCCCCCCCAUUGAAGACCUUGAGGUGGCAAUCAGGAAUGCUGCAUUAAACGCAUAAUAGUGCUUUUCUGUUUAUAAGUCAAAAGCUAUCGGUGGGGAAAGUGAAAUCUAAUAAAACUGAGAAGAGUAUGCUAAUGAAAAAUAGCAGAGAAAGGAAAUUAAAUGUGCUAAUGAUUUUACACUGCACUGUAUUGGUCUGUCCCAAUGACCACAGGGUUCCCCUUAGCUCAUUCUGAGUAGCAAUGGUGUAACACAUGUUUUAUCCAAAUCCUCUGGGGCAGGAUGUAACAGCUUUUGAUCAUGCAUGCCACUCAACCUAAUGUCAGCACUGAGGGGUUGUUCGACGUUUGCACUGUUGAACUGAAUUGUUGAACUUGUAAAUCAUAUCAGUGUUACAUAAACACAUACAAUACUAAUAA
Molecule: messenger RNA, 1629 nt
Organism: Dicentrarchus labrax (European seabass)
Lineage: Eukaryota; Metazoa; Chordata; Actinopteri; Moronidae
Gene: otud6b
Product: OTU deubiquitinase 6B
Exons: 8
Coding region: 205-1104 (299 amino acids)
Biological process (GO): protein deubiquitination
Molecular function (GO): cysteine-type deubiquitinase activity
Source: RefSeq, a predicted model, not a curated record